Gopherus flavomarginatus (Mexican gopher tortoise) is the source of this 3325-nucleotide messenger RNA. RefSeq names its product calcium binding protein 39 like (gene CAB39L). Gene Ontology annotation, biological process: intracellular signal transduction. Lineage: Eukaryota; Metazoa; Chordata; Testudines; Testudinidae. The coding region runs from base 395 to 1399 and encodes 334 amino acids. The record is from RefSeq and is a predicted model, not a curated record. Gene Ontology annotation, molecular function: protein serine/threonine kinase activator activity. The transcript has 10 exons.
CGGACGGGUCUCGCGGUUCUUGCGCCAUCCUCGCCUUUCAUUGGCUGCGACUGACCUCUCGUGUUGCCUUACGGUGGCCAAUGAAAUCGGGCCAUCCGGACUAGAGUCGGAGGAGCGGUGGUGGCUAAGGUAACAGUUACUCUGUCUUCAGCAAGCAAGUUGAGACUGAAUUCUGGAAUUUGUUUUCUCUGCCACGUGUCAAUAAUAAGCAAGAACUUAUAUUAAAUGGAAGAUAAGUAAAGGGUCCUCCAACUUGCUGCUGGUUUGGGUCUGGCAGAGCGCUGUCUUCAGCACCUCAUCAUGCAUCUGCUUUUUGUUGUUUAGACAAGCCUGGACAUUUCUGUACACACAAUCCUCAGCUAUAGCAGAAGAAGAAAUUCAGGGGAAGAAAAUCAUGCCUUUGUUCAGUAAAUCGCACAAAAAUCCUGCUGAGAUUGUAAAAACUCUGAAAGAAAGCAUGGCCAUAUUGGAAAAGCAAGAUAAAAAAACAGACAAGGCAUCAGAAGAAGUGUCAAAAUCACUGCAAGCAAUGAAGGAAAUUCUGUGUGGUACUAGUGACAAGGAGCCGCCAACGGAAACAGUGGCUCAACUGGCACAAGAAUUAUACAACAGUGGCCUGCUAGUGACACUUAUAGCCAACUUGCAGCUGAUAGAUUUCGAGGGCAAAAAGGAUGUGUCCCAGAUAUUUAACAACAUCUUGAGAAGACAGAUUGGCACUCGAAGCCCUACUGUGGAAUAUAUUAGUGCCCAUCCACAUAUCCUAUUUAUGCUUCUAAAAGGGUACGAAGCACCACAUAUUGCCUUACGCUGUGGAAUUAUGCUGAGAGAAUGUAUCCGGCAUGAGCCACUUGCCAAAAUCAUCCUUUUCUCAGAACAGUUCAGAGACUUUUUCAAAUAUGUGGAAAUGUCAACGUUUGACAUCGCUUCUGAUGCCUUUGCUACAUUUAAGGACCUGCUAACGAGACACAAAUUGUUGGUAGCAGAUUUCCUAGAACAAAAUUAUGACACAAUCUUUGAGGACUAUGAAAAACUGCUUCAUUCUGAGAAUUAUGUCACAAAGAGACAAUCUUUAAAGCUGCUGGGUGAACUGAUUCUGGACCGACACAACUUUGCCAUCAUGACAAAAUACAUCAGCAAACCAGAGAACCUGAAGCUAAUGAUGAACCUGCUGCGAGAUAAAAGCCCCAACAUUCAGUUUGAGGCAUUCCAUGUGUUCAAGGUAUUUGUGGCCAGUCCAAACAAAACGCAGCCUAUCGUGGAGAUUCUAUUGAAAAACCAACCCAAGCUAAUUGAGUUUCUGAGCAAUUUCCAGAAAGAGAGGACAGAUGAUGAACAGUUCACCGAUGAGAAGAACUACUUGAUUAAACAGAUCCGAGACUUGAAAAAGCCAACACCAUGAAGAUCUCCCCUAAUUUCCCAUCGUAGGCAUUAAAUCAUAUUUGUUCAGUUCCUCCCAUGUGUCAUUUAACAACACAAUAGCGCUUGAGAAGUGCCUGUUUGAUUCUUUGUUCACAUAGAUGUCAAGAGUAUAAAGGUCUUACAUGAAAACUAAAAAAAAAAAAAAGUCUAGAAUAAUAUAUUAUUUCUAAUCAAGUCUGUGAUUAUUUAUGUCAGUUUAGACACCCUCUGUAUUAGAAGCUGGUAAGGUAGAUUUUCAUAUGUGCACUCCAGAAGAAUGAACCUCUUUGCUCUUGCUUUUAUCCGCAAACUUGAGCUCCCCAUAAAUGCACAAAGUAGGAGCUCAGAAGAUUGUAACUUUAUCUUUUUCUUUGCACUUGUAGUUGUGAAUUUGUUUUAGUUCUGCGUACACAUGAGGACUGUGAAAGAGGGUUUUGGGCGACUGACUUAUCUACACUUAGGUAGUAGAUUUGUUAGCUAAAGCAGUGGGAAAUAGAUUUGAAAAAAUAAGGUUCACAUUUUCACUUUAUUGUUAUGUUCGUUCAUUCCUUCAGUCUUUUUUAUUUCACUCAAGCUCAGAGCUUUCCCACCAGUUUGACCAACUGAACCUGGGAACUAGGCUAAUACUUUGGGUGGGGCAGCCAGUGCCCACUGCCUCCCAUCCCUCUGUAUCUGAUCUAACCCUACAAUGCAGCCGAGGCUGCCCCAGACCCCAGUCUUUGUAAUAAGACUGAUCAGGAGAAGUCCUAGCUCCACUGGGAAUUAGAACAUGCACUUUGAAUGGGAGCCAGGCAAUACAUCAGGGCUAAGGGCAGAGGUGUAUUGCUAAGGACCUGCUCCUGCUCCCAUUGAAAUAAGUAGAAAUUUUAUCAUUAACUUCAGUGGAAACAGAAUUGGGCCUUAUUCAGCACUUCUUAUUCUGGGCACAGUCCUGAAGCGUGCAUCUCCCAUUGGCUUCAGUGUCAGUGGGGGUACUCGGCACUUCACAGGAGUGAACCCUAAGCUGAGUCCUAAGGGAAGCCCAGGUAGAGUAUCAGUGAUACAAGCCUAAAGUACCAAUAUCUGUGCCAAUACAGUAUCUGUGCCAUGGUUGGGAACCCUCUGAUGUGGAUUCUGUAGUGGUUCAGUUACUGCUCCUUCAUACUUGCCUGUGCUGGGAACAUCAUGCCCAAAACAUUCAAACCUGGGGACCUAAAUCAGACUCUGAAAUUCUUAUUUAGGCAUCUGAAUAGAAAUGGCCUAACUCCGAGUAGCUGAGCAACCCCAGCUUCCCUGGAGUCAAUGGGACCUGCAGAGGCUCAGCCCCCCUGAAAAUCAAGCCACUUCUUGUAGAAGCUUGAACAUGGUUCUAGGAAUGUAACUUUGGGCUCGCAGGGUUAGCAUGUUCCAUUUGAUUUGUUCAGAUGUGAAUGCAGUUUCUUUGCUAGAGGCUGAACAUCGUGGAAGUGGAAAUCAUUGCACUGUGAUGUUUAAGAUAAAUAAAGCCUUGGGUCCAAAAAGAGUUGCCUAGACAUUAUUGCCAUCAUUUUUUCUUCUUCUUGGAAAUAAGCACUGUGAUUCUGGGUAUUUUGUUUGGUGGAGGAGUUUGAGAGUGGGGAGAGAAUAUCUUGAAGUAUUUCUUCCGUUAGCUUAAAUCUGAGUUUUUCUGUUUGUUGAGUGAAACAUUGUUCUCCAGCUAUAAUUGCAUAGCAAAUACUUCAGUGAAAGGAUAGAAAUCAGGUGAGAUUUUUGUCCAUAAAACUGUUGUAUAUUAAGGUGAUUGAGAAUUUAAUUUGUAUGCUUUAGAAAAGGGGUGAACCGAAACAAAUAGGUCAUCAACACUUGGUUUACGUUGAAGGUGUCAGGCAUAGACAAAAAAUGUAUAUCUUAGCUGCUUGAAAUUUUAAAAUUAUAUUUACAAGUUAUUAAAGGCAUGGUUACUAAUUUA